AUUUUUUUUUCUCUCUCUCUUGCCAAGAAAUACCUAGAAAAGGGCAUAAAAACAAUUGAUUUUUUCCCUCUCUUUCUCUUUCUCUUUCUCCUUCUCUUUUGGUCAAUGAAUUUGAAUCCUCAAGAACUUCAUUAUUUUAAGCGUGAACUCAUUGCUCGACAACUCGAGCAUGAAAUACAAGAACUAAAGCGCUCCAAUGAUGUAUCAAGUUUGGUAAACCCUUCUAGUGAAAAUAAACACUAUCCAUUUCUGCAAUACAUCAGCAAGCAUUUCGUACUUGAAUUUCCUUUACUUAAGAACGGGGAUGAAAGAGGCUUCUUUAACAAAGUCCAAGCCUUUUUGGAUGAAUACAGCAAGCUUAAAUUAAACAAUUAUGCACCCAAGAGCUCAAGAGAUUCUCAAAGACGCGUCUUGAUUUACAAGAUUCAGAAAUUAUUGAUUGUUGCUCUCUCGGCCAGUAUCAAGACAGUCCAAGGCAAAGAAGAAAGCAUUGAUCUCUUGUCUGUAGGUUCCAAAGAGACCGAGGAGGAUGCAUUGGCUACCAAACUCAACAUGACUCGACUCGAGAGUGAAGAAGGCUACCUUGAAUGGAUGGGACUCAAUGGCCUUCAACUGAACGUGGUAACUGUGCGCGAUGUGAGUCAAGUCAGAACGAUUCGUGAACACAUCCACUCUGAAUUUAUUGUCAAGACUGAACUGGUGGUUCAGAACGAACAUGGGGUGGAAACAACAGCACCUGUGUUUGUAGCCAAGCGUCAUGGACAAUUCCGUCAACUCCGGGAUGAUCUUAAAGCCGCUUAUCCUACGCUUGAGUUACCCAAUGUUCCUUCCAAGGCACAUGAUUCUUCUGACAGUAAGCAGUUGCACCGCGAAAAGGAUCGUAUCAUGCUUCGUUUGUUCUUGCGUCGAUUGGCUGCUGAAUCUCAAGUGGCCAACAGCGAGAUCUUCCGCGACUUUUUGUUGAGCAAUCCUGUUCAAUUGACAGCAGAAGAGCAGAAGGAUGCAGAAAACCGUGCCAAGAUGGACGAGAAUAGAGCACAAGAAGAAAAGCGAUUCCGUGAACAAGUAGACAAAAAGAUUGUAGAGCUAGAUGGUCUAUUGAAUAUGCUGAAGCAACAGAUUAUGAAACCCAAUGGUUUAAUUGAGGUGUUUGAGAUUAUCAAAAAGACAAACACCAUCAAUCAAUUGCCUCCUGAAUUACGUAAAGCCAUUGAAUGGGGUAGAAUCAAUUUUGCCUUUGUCCUUCAUACUCAAUUUGUUACCUCUGAUCGUUCAGUUGAAAAUACUGCUAAUUUGAAACGAACUCAUUCUUUAAUGCCAUACCGUGCUAUUGCUCAAGUCUUGAAGCUUUCCAAUCCAUUUUAUAUGGUCAAGGGUGUCUUGGAUCUCUUUUUAGCUCAGCCUUUUGGUGGCAAAAGUUUAUUUCAAAGAAUUGUGUUGGCCAACAUGAGUGAAGAAACCAAAGAACUCACAAAAGAUAUUGAAGACCUUCAAAACAAGAUCAACGAUCCCCCUCUUUGUCAAAAGAUUGCCAAUGCAGUCCAGACAGAACUACCUGAAGGUGUCACAUUGGACAAGACAACACCCAUUACAGAGACACUCGAGAUGCUGAAGGACAGCAAUAUUAAACCUAUCUUGACUCCUCAACAAAUCUUAAAGGUGGCCUUUGCCAAUCAACCAGGCAAGGUUGAGUCCCGUGAGCUUGUUGAAAACCUGUACAAGUUGUGGGUUCUUUAUGCUCGUAAACAAGAACAAGAGCUCUUGAUGGCCCUUGUCUUCCAAGGCGUAACAGGUGAAAUCACCAAGGAUUUGUUUGCCAUCUUUUAUGAACCUUUGGCUCAAGUCUACAAGGCUGCCAAUAUUGGUGAUACUAUUGGUCAUGUAUCUGGCUUCAUCAACGAUUUGAUUGAAGUGAUUGAUAAAUUAAAUGUAGAAGACGUAUCUCAUACUGCUCAACCUUUUAUUGACCUGGUCCAACGCCAUGAAGAAGAAUUCUAUCAAUUUGUUCACAAUGUCCAUGCUCAAGACCAAUCCAAAUUGUUUGAUAGUCUAUUGGGCUAUGUCAACUCUCUGUUUAGUUUUGUAUCGAACGGUAUUCCUACACGUAUUGAUAUUGAACAAAUCGUAUCUGAAGCCGGAAUUUCUGAUGCUGAAUACCCUGAACUAAAGAAGGAAAUUAAUGCUAUCUGCGACUAUCACCUCGAGCGCAAAAAAAGACAUUUGGAGCGUAAACGACAAAAGAUGAUGUCCACCAACGAUGUUGCAGACAGUCAAGAGAUGUUUGAAUUCUUACCUGAAAACAAAGAAGUCAUGAGUGUGUUUAAUGACAUGGCAGACAUUGAUUAUGAUAGUGAAGAUGAUGAACGUUCUAUUACCAGUGGUAACAGCAGUAGUAGUAGUAGUAGUAGCCUUGCUGCUCAUGAAAUGACCUUACGCCCACCUACUCUUCAUAUUGUACCCAAAGUCUCUCCCAUUUUUGUUGAACAUGUAAAGAAAAUCAUGUAUUAAGAAAAGUAUGAUUAUAUUGUGCAAGUUACCAAGACAUACUUGGUUUGUCUGUAAUGCCUUUUAACAAUAAAGACCUCAAAUAUUUCCAAC
This is a messenger RNA of Gilbertella persicaria, 2598 nucleotides long. RefSeq lists its product as uncharacterized. Lineage: Eukaryota; Fungi; Mucoromycota; Mucoromycetes; Mucorales; Choanephoraceae. The record is from RefSeq and is a predicted model, not a curated record. Bases 106 to 2508 code for a protein of 800 amino acids. Gene Ontology annotation, molecular function: phosphatidylinositol binding. The transcript has 3 exons.